Molecule: messenger RNA, 1641 nt
Organism: Anisakis simplex (herring worm)
Lineage: Eukaryota; Metazoa; Nematoda; Chromadorea; Rhabditida; Anisakidae
Source: the annotation of a GenBank genome assembly
AUGUGGGCCGCGAAAUUGGACGGUGAAGGGAUGAGAUUGGUUCGGGCGUGUGAUGCGCUUUGUGAUGCGAUGCGACAGCUGGGGGUUGCGAUUGACGGCGGUAAAGACUCGUUGUCGAUGGCGGCGAAGGUAAAUGGUGAAAUUGUAAAAGCACCCGGUACGUUGGUGAUAAGUGCGUAUGCACCUUGUACGAAUGUGACUGAAGUGGUCACACCGGACUUAAAGGGAUCCGAGGAUGGAAACGCAUCUCGUCUGAUUUACGUAAGAUUCGGAAACGAUGGUAGUGAGCAUCGUUUGGGUGCGAGUGCUUUAGCUCAGUGCUUGAAACAGAUUGGAAACAAUACUGCGGAUAUUGAUGAUGUGCAUUUGUUCAAGAGAGCGUUUGAUGUGACACAAAAUUUAGUGAAAAAGAGGCGACUCAUCUCCGGACACGACGUAAGCGAUGGAGAUCCAUUGGAAACAUUGUUCGCAGAGGAGAGUGGAAUUGUAGUGGAAACAAAUGAAAAUCAAGUGGAAGAUAUUGUUGAGAUGUAUCGCAGUGAAGGUAUUCAUGCACAAUGUAUUGGAUUCACCACCAACGACGUGGGACGAACUGCGAUGGUAGUAGUUAACGUGAAUGGUGAGACAGCGUUAAGUGCACCAUUAUGUGAACUGCGUGAGAUAUGGGAAGAGACGAGUGCCCAACUGGAGCUAUUGCAAACCAACGAGGAAUGUGUUAAGCAGCAAAAGCAUUGGAUCAGAGUGGCCGCACCCGUACACUAUUCGGCGCAUUUCGACUUCAGCAGCAGCAGUAAUGUAUCGUCGUUGGAACAGAAAGUAUUCAUGGCGAUAAUUCGUGAAGAAGGCAGUAAUGGCGAUCGUGAGAUGUCGGCCGCGUUUCAUAUGGCCGGUUUUACGCCGUUUGACGUGACAAUGAGCGAUUUGGUGGAUUGCGAAUUCGGUUUGGAACGUUUCAGUGGCAUUGCAUUUGUGGGUGGUUUCUCGUUUGGGGAUGUGCUCGGUUCGGCGAGAGGCUGGGCAAGUUCGAUUCUAUUCCACGGGAAAGUGUUCGAGCAGUUGCGUAGAUUUCGACAACGUCAAGACACAUUCUCGCUGGGCGUUUGUAAUGGAUGUCAAUUAAUGGCACAUCUGGGCUGGAUUGGAAACCUUAAUAAUGAAGAUAGCAAACAGAACGUUCUGUUGAAAGCGAACGAUUGCGGUCGUUUCCAGAGUUCAUUCACCACCGUACGCAUCAAUAGAUCACCCAGUAUUAUGCUCUCCGGAAUGCACGGCUCUGUGCUCGGUGUAUGGAGUGCACAUGGCGAAGGUAAAUUCACUUACCGUAAUGAUGAAGUACUUGAACAAAUGAUAUCAAACGAACUUAUUUGUGUGCAAUAUUGUGACGGUAAUGGCAAGCCGUCGAUGAUCUUCCCAGAAAAUCCGAAUGGAAGUAUCGAGUCAGUGGCAGCAAUUUGUUCAUUGGACGGUCGUCACUUGGCAAUGAUGCCCCAUCCAGACCGUUCGUUCAUCUCGUGGCAGUGGCCGAAUUAUCCGAAACAGUUUAAGUUGAGCAAUCAACAAAAUAAUAGUAAUAAUAAUAAUAAUUCACCAUGGAUGAGAAUGUUCAUCAAUGCAUAUGAAUGGGUUAAACAACAACAAUAA